Syngnathus typhle (broad-nosed pipefish) is the source of this 1598-nucleotide messenger RNA. It is a transcript of the gene slc51a, whose product is annotated as solute carrier family 51 member A. The record is from RefSeq and is a predicted model, not a curated record. Bases 155 to 1138 code for a protein of 327 amino acids. Gene Ontology annotation, molecular function: transporter activity. The transcript is spliced from 8 exons. NCBI's taxonomy places the organism in Eukaryota, Metazoa, Chordata, Actinopteri, Syngnathiformes, Syngnathidae. Gene Ontology annotation, biological process: transport.
GCGUUUAUGACAGCACCGCCAAGCAGCAACACGCUCUUUUUACUUGGGAAUCACAACACCGCGACUUCCAAGUUCCGCGCGUGUCCGUGGAUGCCAACACGGGACGAGCACACGACGCCAAAGUUCCACGCUGAAAGUUUCGGGCACCUCCAACAUGAACGAAUCCAUCAUCCCCACAAUGGACCCUCGGUGCAAGGGAAAGCCUCCCCUGGCUAUGGACAUCAUCCUCCAGUUGGACCUCUUUGGCAUCAUCUUAUAUUCUGUCCUCACCUUCAUGGCAGCCACGUCCAUGUUGCUGUUCCUUGAGGAGUGUGUUUAUAUUUAUAAAAAAGUGCCAGCCCAUAAAAAGAGCACUAUCAUAUGGGUGAACGGUGCAGCACCGGUCAUCGCCACCAUGUCCUGUUUGGGAAUGUGGAUCCCCCGAGCCACCAUGUUUACCGAUAUGACUUCAGCUUGCUACUUUGCCAUCGUGGUGUUCAAGUUCCUCAUCAUGAUGAUAGAGGAGGUGGGCGGCGACGAGGCGUUCCUGCGGAGGGCGCCGAAACAUAAACUGAGGAUCAGCACGGGGCCGUGCUGCUGCUGUUGUCCUUGCUUGCCGUUCGUAGCCAUCACGCGGCGUUCUCUUUUCCUUCUCAAACUUGGUUCCUUCCAGUUUGCUGUGCUCAAAGUCGCCUUUACUGUCCUCUCCAUUGUCCUGUGGACCAACGGAACCUUUGACUUGGCGGAUCUGAGCAUCACCGGCUCUGCAAUCUGGAUCAACCCCUUUGUGGGCAUCUUGACAAUCAUCGCCCUGUGGCCUGUGGCCAUCACGUUCAUGCACCUCAGGAUCACUUUACGCACCCUAAAGAUCAUCCCCAAGUACGCCAUGUACCAGCUCGUGCUGAUCCUUAGCCAGCUUCAGUCUGCCAUCAUCAACAUCUUGGCUUUGAACGGAACCAUCGCCUGCGCACCGCCAUUCUCUUCCGCCGCCAGAGGAUACAUGAUGAGUCAGCAACUGCUGAUCCUGGAGAUGUUUAUCAUCACGCUGGUAACACGUCUGCUGUAUCGCCGCCUCUAUGACCCGCUGCCCGAGGAGGAGGAGGAAGAGUGCGAUGACAACGAGAACACCAAAAUGGUUACUUUGCAGAAAGCUGCGUGAGUCUGUCUUCAACAUUUGUGUGUUUUAUGCUCAUAUUAAGUGUGGAGAUGUUCAAUUGACUGAGCAGACUUCUUGGUUGCAGAAACUUUAAGAACUUUUGCUGCCGAUUCGUCUCUGUUUUUUACCAUUGUGAAACCCUGAGAAGUUAUACAAGAGACUUUUGGAAUGUAAGAGACUGUUUGUUCUCAAAUUUCCAACUUUGUAGAGGGAAUUCAUAUUUAAAUAUUUGUUCAUGAUGAUGAAUCUGCAAAACAUGCUGGACUUGACACAAACUGGCAAAUGACGUCAAUAUUUUAAAACGAUCAAUUCAGGUUAACCUCGUGUUGCCUGGAAAAAUAUGACAUCAUUUUCAGUGACCAACCUGUAACAGUGCAGGUUUCAUAUCAGUGCCUUCAUAGGAAUGUACAGGAAACAGAUUUUAUUUACAUUAAAUGUCUUUUAGGAGAUGCUAUUGCAUUAA